UUUCUUCACUAUUCGCCACAACUUGCGGUGUUUAGUUUUGGAGCGAACGCCGGACGAAAAUCAUGGAGGAAUUGCAGAGCGCUCUCGGGAACCGCGGCCUGACCGUUUCGAAACUUCCAGAGAAAGGCCGUUGCCUCCCCACCACCAAAGACUUCUAUCCAGGGGAAGUGAUCGUAAGCCAAGAGCCCUAUGUGUGCGUCCCUAACAACUCCGCCGGUAACUCCAAGUGCGAUGCUUGCUUCGAAUCCAGUCACCUCAAGAAGUGCUCCGGUUGCCAGGUUGUCUACUACUGCUCCAGCACUUGCCAGAAGUCGGAAUGGAAGCUGCACCGUCUCGAAUGUCAAGCUCUCUCGAAGCUUCCAAAGGAGAAGAGAAGGGCUGUUACGCCUUCUCUGCGUCUCAUGAUCAGACUCUACUGUCGUUCUAAGCUACAGUCUCAGAAGACUAUUCCUACUUCUGCUAUGGACAAUUACAGUUUGGUGGAGGCCUUGGUGGCUCACAUGUCGGAGGUUGAUGAGAAGCAAAUGGUGCUGUAUGCUCAGAUGGCUAACCUUGUCAGCUUGAUACUUCAGCGGCCUGAUAUCAAUAUAAAAGAGAUUGCGGAGAAUUUCUCAAAGUUUGCGUGCAAUGCACACACAAUUUGUGACAGUGAAUUGAAACCCCUGGGCACAGGACUCUAUCCUGUCAUAUCAAUCAUUAACCACAGCUGCUUGCCGAAUUCUGUUCUAUUAUUUGAGGGAAGGUCAGCUGUUGUUCGUGCUGUGCAACAUAUACCCAAAGGAGCUGAGGUGUUGAUAAGUUACAUCGACACCGCUGGAAGCACUGUGACUCGGCAAAAAGCACUGAAGGAACAAUACCUUUUUACCUGUGCAUGUCCCCGCUGCAUUAAAGCGGGUCAUUACGAGGAUAUCCAAGAAAGUGCAAUUCUGGAAGGCUACCGAUGCAAGGAUAAUAAAUGCGAUGGUUUUUUGCUUCGCGACUCUGAUGACAAGGGAUUCAUAUGCCAACAAUGCGGACGUCUUAAGAGCAAAGAAGAGAUAAUAGAGAUGGAAAGUGAAAUAAGAUCAUUGCAGGAAAAGGCUAUUAUAGCUGUAGAAUCUACACCUUCUAUCACUUACCAGGAAGUUAUAGCUAUCUUGAAGGCAAUGGAGACACUCCAGAGGUAUCUAUGUCAUGAUUUCUGCAUCUAUUUGAUCCCAACUUGGGAGGAGCUUGUAAAGAAUUUGAUGAAGGCAGAAGACUGGAGUGAAGCUCUAGCAUAUUGCAGAUUGACUAUUCCAGUGUAUCAAAGAGUAUAUCCAGGUUUUCAUCCUUCUCUUGGAUUGCAAUACUAUACCUGUGGAAAGCUUGAAUGGUUACUUGGAGAGACUGAUGAUGCUGUGAAAUCUCUGACCAAGGCAGUAGAUAUACUGCGGAUUACUCAUGGGACAAGUACACCCUUUAUGAAGGACCUUUUCAGGAGGUUGGAGGAGGCACGUGCUGAAGCUUUUAUCAAUGGAGUAGAUUAGUAUGUUACUCAUGUCAACUUGCUAGCCUUUUAGGAUAUUUUGUUGAACAUUGCUCUGUGCAUUACUACCAUUACCUCAACUGAUGAAGUGUAUCAGUUUUUGUUCGUCCAUCUGUCAUUGUCAAACUGGACGCAUGGGUGAAGAAAGGAUAUCAUAUUAAGUGGUUUCUACUUUCUUUUGUAUCAGAGAUCUUGGAUGAGCGGGGAGACUAAACUUUAGGCUUCAUGCCGCAAUGUUAAUAGCCAUGGAGUUGAACCUAGACAUUCGUCA
This is a messenger RNA of Rosa rugosa (rugosa rose), 1778 nucleotides long. RefSeq names its product histone-lysine N-methyltransferase ASHR1-like. The transcript has 14 exons. The record is from RefSeq and is a predicted model, not a curated record. Gene Ontology annotation, cellular component: nucleus. Lineage: Eukaryota; Viridiplantae; Streptophyta; Magnoliopsida; Rosales; Rosaceae. Gene Ontology annotation, molecular function: protein binding. Bases 63 to 1508 code for a protein of 481 amino acids.